Messenger RNA from Endocarpon pusillum Z07020, 186 nucleotides. RefSeq lists its product as uncharacterized. The coding region runs from base 1 to 186 and encodes 61 amino acids. Lineage: Eukaryota; Fungi; Ascomycota; Eurotiomycetes; Verrucariales; Verrucariaceae. The transcript has a single exon. The record is from RefSeq and is a predicted model, not a curated record.
AUGAAGAUGCACGGUGGCUCUGCAGAGUCUGCCACGGAUGUCGGCAAAACUGCUCGCAAGGCCGCAAUGCUGCGCCACGUUGGCAAGUCUCGACAACGAUACUUUUUCCCACAACGCAUUAUGCAAACUGAUGACCAUACUCUCAAAGCCUUCGUCCAGGAGCACCAUGGAUCUUUGAACAGUUAA